UUUCUCCCCCACAUUCAGUUCUUGUAUCAUUAUUUCAUUGCUUUCAUCACUUUAGAAAAGAAAAAACAGAACAAAGAACCCAAACCCAAAAGCUACACAAAGCACGUUUCAUCCUUCUACUAAAGCAUUGCUUCAGUAAUCUGCAAUCUGCAAUCUGCAAUCUGCAAACUUUGCCAAUGGUGAAGACUGAGCACAAGAUCCAACCACAUCAGUCAAAGCAAAUGGCAUCAUCAUCAUCAUCAUCACCACCACCAUCAUCAUUAUGCAAAAAGAAGUACAAGGGUGUAAGAAUGAGGAGCUGGGGUUCAUGGGUGUCAGAGAUUAGGGCUCCAAAUCAGAAAACAAGGAUUUGGUUAGGAUCGUAUUCAACACCAGAAGCAGCUGCUAGAGCCUAUGAUGCUGCACUUUUAUGCCUCAAAGGUUCCUCAGCAAAUCUCAACUUCCCACUUACAUCCUCCCAUUACGUUCCCGAUACCAUCAUGUCUCCCAAGUCAAUCCAAAGGGUCGCUGCAGCUGCUGCGAAUAGCUUUGUUGAUGACAAUCCCGCCGCCGCUGCCACCCCGCCAAUAUCUCCACCACUUGCGCCCUCCACACCCUCCACCACUUCCUCACCAUCUAAUCAAGUCGAUGAUGAUGUGUUCUUUAUACAAGCUCUUGUGGACGAGCCUGUUUCUAUGAUGGAACCAUGGUACUGUUUUGACAGCCUGCAAAUGCAAUCUCCCAAGUUCGGUGAUCAGGUUUUUAAUGUAACCCCAUUUGAUCCACCGUCCAUGACAACGAUCGAUGAUCUUUAUGAGGAAGCUGGCGAUAUUCGUCUAUGGAGUUUUUGCUAAAAAAAAAAACCCAAACACAAAAGCAAAGUCAAGUCGUUAUUAGUACUACCAUAUAUUACACCAUUCAUUUUGUUCAUUUGAUUUCAUUAUUUAUAUAUUACACCAUUCUUUUUUGUUAA
This is a messenger RNA of Gossypium raimondii (Peruvian cotton), 952 nucleotides long. RefSeq names its product ethylene-responsive transcription factor ERF014. The transcript has a single exon. Lineage: Eukaryota; Viridiplantae; Streptophyta; Magnoliopsida; Malvales; Malvaceae. Gene Ontology annotation, molecular function: DNA binding; DNA-binding transcription factor activity. Bases 177 to 833 code for a protein of 218 amino acids. Gene Ontology annotation, biological process: regulation of DNA-templated transcription. The record is from RefSeq and is a predicted model, not a curated record.